Messenger RNA from Clupea harengus (Atlantic herring), 1609 nucleotides. It is a transcript of the gene plpp3, whose product is annotated as phospholipid phosphatase 3. Gene Ontology annotation, molecular function: phosphatidate phosphatase activity. The record is from RefSeq and is a predicted model, not a curated record. NCBI's taxonomy places the organism in Eukaryota, Metazoa, Chordata, Actinopteri, Clupeiformes, Clupeidae. Gene Ontology annotation, biological process: signal transduction; cell-cell adhesion; phospholipid dephosphorylation. Gene Ontology annotation, cellular component: plasma membrane.
GGACCCGCGCCACUUUCAGGCAAAGUUGGGAUCGAAGCAUGGAGGCAAACACCCUCAGCGCAGACCUCGAGGAAGGGGGCUGAGCCUUGCAGAUUGCUACGAGAAGCUUGGAGAGCGAAGGGGGAGGAGAAGAACAGGGACUCAUAACACAGGGGUUGAGCUUCCACGACUCAGAACAUUACUCUCAAUUCAAGUCACCAUCUGGGAAACGAGCGAGACCGAAUUUCCAUUCAUUCAGUCUAAAUUAAACAAAACUAGGUUGUUAGUUAGCGCUGAAAGCUACGGCCUCACGUUGAUUUUUUUCUGCUACAACUUCUGGAAACUCAGUGGUUUAGAGGCUAUCUACCGUUUUCUAACAGCAUUGAUGACUUCAGGCGUUGCUCUGUUGAUUCCAACUCUCUAAUACUUUCUCCUUCGGGUAGUUGGGAAUUUGUUCUCCCAACUUAAUGACACUACUCUGUUGACAAGAGUAUUUUGGACAAAUAACUCUGACUGAUCAUCCAUCCUUUUGCCGCGUUUUGUGUGGACUGGGAUUUAAACGCAAGAAGAGGACGGGUUCUCCAAUGCAAAAUUACAUGUAUGAGAAGGCAAUGGCACAAGAGACAAGAAACGGCGGCACAUCCACAUUAAAUAACAACAACGGCGUCGACAACAGCAAGAGGAAACUUUUAAUAGGGUUAGAUGUAAUUUGCCUUCUGUUAGUCAUGCUGCCCACUCUCGUGCUGCACAAGACGGCGGCCGUGGCGCCGUACAGGCGAGGCUUCUACUGCUCGGACGACAGCAUCCGCUACUCGUUCAAGAGCAGCACCGUGCCCUCCUCCGUCCUGGUGGCGGUCGGGGUCCUGCUGCCCACCCUGUCCAUCAUCAUUGGCGAGUGCUACAGGAUCUACUACCUGAAUGAGGGCUCCAAGUCCUUCGUCGGGAACCCGUACGUCUCCGCCCUCUACAAGCAGGUGGGCGUGUUCAUCUUCGGCUGCGCCGUCAGCCAGUCGUUCACGGACAUCGCCAAGGUGUCGGUGGGCCGCAUGAGACCCCACUUCCUGGAGGUGUGCAAUCCCGACUUCACGCUCAUCAACUGCUCCCUGGGCUACAUCACUGAUUACAAGUGCCUGGGGAUCCCGAGCAAAGUGCAGGAGGCCAGGAAAUCAUUCUUCUCAGGCCACGCCUCGUUUUCGAUGUUUACAAUGCUCUACCUGGCAUUUUACCUGCAAUCCCGUUUCUCGUGGCGUGGGGCUCGUCUGCUGCGGCCGCUGCUGCAGUUCACGCUGCUGAUGAUGGCCUUCUACACCGGCCUGUCCCGCGUCUCCGACCACAAACACCACCCGACGGACGUGCUGGCCGGCUUCGUCCAGGGGGCCCUGGUGGCUUACUGCAUAGUGUUCUACGUGUCUGACCUUUUCAAGCCCAAAGCGAAGGCCGCCACCCCUCCCCCAUCCCCCAUCAAGAAGGAGCUGCUGCCGUCGGCGGACAUCAUCGAGCGGAACAACCACCACAACAUGGUGUGAGGGAGGAUGGGGGGGAUGGGGCCCCCACGCGAACCCCCCCCACCUGAACAGCCACUUGUGACGUGAUGAGCAGCACCCCACCUUCACCCCCUUCCCACCGCACC